AUGACCCCUCGCGCUCUCAUUCUCUUGCUGUUCUGUCGUGUCGUGUCCGCGGUAACGCUCUAUGGCGUGCAGGGCGUCCUGACGCCUGGGGUUCCGACGACUACCCCCGAUACUGCCAGUGGUACUUCCGUGUAUGAUCCUCCGACGGAGACUGGUCUGCAGGCAUUCAACCCAGUCAUUCUCGCGCCACCUGCUGUUCCUUCACCACCCAUUACCAACCAGUUCUGGUUACCUCUCUCGAACAGUGCCCAAAACGCGGCCAACAACUACAAUGUGUCUAUCCAGCAGGACGGCGCGUUUCUUGGAUUAUCUAUUGAAAUGUCCGUGAUCAACCAAGUCAUUGGUCUAAACGGAUCGUUUCUGCAUGUACCCUUCCUAAACCUCAUGGCGCUUGUCGCGGAACGGGCAGGAAGUGUCCGUGUUCGGGUCGGUGGCAACACUCAGGAUUACGCCGUCGAAGUGGAUAGUCUCCCGGAUUACAAGAUGGUCAUGAAAGACAAGGCCGAUUCCAGAGAUACUACGGAGACACCAACCAUGUAUUGGACACCCGAGAUGCUUUACUUACUGAGUAACGUCUCUUCGCACGUGAAUGUCAAAUGGUGGCUUGGUAUUCCUUUCAACGAUACAUCUAACCUACGGUUGCAAAUCGCCGAAAUGGGAGAAGCUAUCCUCGGAGACAAGAUUAUUGGAUUCCAGCUUGGUAAUGAACCUGACCUAUAUGCUAUGCACAACCAUCGUCCUGCGAACUACAAUGCAAGUGAUUACUUCAACGACUUCGCUAUGGUUUCGGGAGCCAUCAGCGACGAUCCGCAGAUUCCCGUACAUAACAAUCUCGUUGCACCAGGUGUUUCCGGGACGUGGACUCCAGAGCAAGUCUGGGAUACGGGAUUCGUCCCAGCUUUCUCGGAUGUACUGAAUGCGCUUGCGGUUGAACAUUAUCCGGAGAAUAAUUGUGCAGCACAAUUUCCUAACGAGGGAUUCGGUCCCCCGGUCGAUCCGCAAUCUAUCUUUCCGACCUACCUGACUCAUGCGUCGGGUCAGGGGAUCGUCGCCGCAUAUCUGAACUCUGCAAACAUUGCCCAGCAGGCGGGUAAGCCGCUGCUGAUGUUCGAGACCAACACUGCGUCCUGUGGAGGUUUCCCCGGCGUCAGUGAUAGCUUCGGCGCUGCACUAUGGGGCAUCGACUACAGCCUGCAAAUGGCGUACAGUAACUUCUCCGGCGCGAACAUGCAUGUCGGUGGUGUAGAUGACAGCUAUAAUCCUUUCACUCCCCCUCCAAGCAAUCUGUCUUCCUGGGCACAAUGGACAAUCGGGCCGAUCUUCUAUUCCAUUAUCGUCUCCGCUGAGGCGCUCGGCUCAACUGGCACAGCGCAGGUCGUCGACCUCAACGCGAAUAGUUACAACCCAUACACGCCUGCGUAUGCGAUUUACGAGCAGGGCACGCUCGCGCGCGUCGCGCUCGUCAACUACCUCAGCGACACGUCGGGGGCGAGCACCCUGACGGUGAAUGUCACGGUAGGUGGUGCGGGCACGGUGGAGUCUGCCUCAACGCCGGCGCAAGUCAGAGUGAAGUACCUACUUGCGGAAUCGGUCGCUGUCAAGGAAGGUUUCACUUGGGCCGGUCAGACAAUGGGCAAUCGUUUUGCAAGUGACGGCCGCCUGCUCGGAAACGAGACCGUGCAGACCGUGCAGUGCGACCAGUCCACGAACACGUGCCAAGUGACGGUGCCCGCGCCAGGCUUCGCGCUCGUCUUCAUGACUGACACCGCCUUUGACGACGCCUCGCCGUCGAGCACCGCGACGUUCGCGACGACCACCCACACGUAUGGCGCGCUCACUGUGAGAGUCAGCCCGUCGGUGCUCGCCACGUCGAACGGCGAUAACGCCGGGGAUCGCGACGACUUGGGGAGCACCAGCAAGGGCAGCUCGGGUGCGGAGAGGAGCGCAGGCGUGGCGUCGGGCGUGGUUGCGCUGGUGGCUCUGCUUGCGGGAGCGAGCGUCCUGCGCGGGGCGUUGCGUUCAUAG
This is a messenger RNA of Sparassis crispa, 2025 nucleotides long. RefSeq names its product glycoside hydrolase family 79 protein. The coding region runs from base 1 to 2025 and encodes 674 amino acids. The transcript is spliced from 10 exons. NCBI's taxonomy places the organism in Eukaryota, Fungi, Basidiomycota, Agaricomycetes, Polyporales, Sparassidaceae. The record is from RefSeq and is a predicted model, not a curated record.